This is a messenger RNA of Laccaria bicolor S238N-H82, 261 nucleotides long. RefSeq lists its product as uncharacterized. The record is from RefSeq and is a predicted model, not a curated record. The transcript is spliced from 2 exons. Lineage: Eukaryota; Fungi; Basidiomycota; Agaricomycetes; Agaricales; Hydnangiaceae. Bases 1 to 261 code for a protein of 86 amino acids.
AUGGAUCAAGCUGUAUUAACACAUCUCGACUUCUCUGUUGGCAGGUUGGAGGGUUUGAAUCUCGAAUCUGGUGCAAUCGACUCCCCAAUUCUACAAUUGGGCGAUAUUGAAAAAGUACGCGGAAAAGGCCGCAACCCACCGAAAUGUACUCACAAUAACCAACCAUGUCAUAUUCAGGUAAAGUCGUUACAAGAAAGAGUCAAGUUUGCGGCUAUUGAUAUGGGGCCUUUUGAUGUGUAUGCAAUGUGUAUGCCAAUCUAA